Molecule: messenger RNA, 2788 nt
Organism: Drosophila eugracilis
Lineage: Eukaryota; Metazoa; Arthropoda; Insecta; Diptera; Drosophilidae
Exons: 6
Coding region: 1-2724 (907 amino acids)
Source: RefSeq, a predicted model, not a curated record
AUGAGAUCUCCAAUAACUAGUGAAGAAGUUAACGAAGGUAGACCGAAGGUUGGCAUAGGUCCCGACCAUGUUUAUAGACUCUAUGAUGCCUAUCGAUCUCGAUUGAAGGACGAGGGAGAUGAUUCCAAGGGCGCCGUGAAACUGGAACUGAAGGAGAAAGAAUCACCACCACUUCAAAGGGACAUAACUUCGAUCACUAAAAAAUAUAACGUACGUAUAGAUAAAGCUAACGAGUGUACACCAAUACCCAUAAUCAAAUACGAUGCCACUGAUGAUCAAGCCAUUCCUGCGGCAAAAUGCCUUGCCCGUCUACCCAGUCGAAGUAGGGAAAAUCAAACUGUUAAGGCAAAGGUAGAACCCAAAACUCCACUGGUAGGAAGUAUGAUUUUGGUAAAACUGAAUGUGCCAGAAAAUAUGCUAAAAGUGAAAAAACCAGAAAAAAUUGAAGAUCCCGGAGAGCGUCAAAUACUCGAACUUAUUCGCAUUUAUCAAAAGUUCUUAAAGGCAUGGCAGCAGCCUACGCCAAGUGUGAUUUCCAAGAAUGAAAGUCCUGGCAAUGCUCUUGCCUCUUAUGGGUCUGUCAGAUUGAGUGCAUUAUCUGAUCUAUUGGAUGUGGUUGAGCGGCUACAACAAGGAGAUUUGGUUAAAGAGUUAGCCGAAAAGAUAAACCAGGAAAUGGAACCCAAUUUGCAGAAGCAAAUCAAGCAGGAUGCUCUUCUGGUCACCGAAAGUAGAGAAUCUCUGAGAGCCAUUAAAAAGAAUGAUUUGUCAGGGAUCUUUGACAAUGUAGAGCCCGGAAGUGCUUCCAGAGCUUUCAAAAAUAUGUUAGAUGACAUAAACUCCAGAAGAUCAACGAUUAAGGCUGGUGGACUGUACGAUGAGUACAAGAAGGGUUUCUGUCAGCUAUUCAGUAAUCAUAAAUUUCCCCGACAAUCUCUAAUAACCAGCGAAACGGGUUAUCCUGUAGACAGCGAAUCAAGUAGCAGGAUGAAUGUGGAGGACAUUUUACCCUGUCAGGGUAAUAAAACGAUUGACACGCCUUUAACCAAACACGAAUCAAAAUGUCAGACUCCAGCCAAGAAGUACGUUUCCAUGGCAAGUCCGACCACAAACAGCAACUAUCUGAAGGCUCUGGAAAACUUUUUGAAAAUAAACAAGGAGGGUAAUAAGAACGGUGGACUUAAGCCAUAUUACUUACCACAUUCCAAAAACCGUCAGCUUAUUUGGAAUGAUAUUCCAUUGAUUAAGCCAGGUCUUAGUGAGACGCCUAAGAAAACUUCAGAGGAUAAGCUUAAUAAUAAACCUUCUAGUACCCCGAUUCAAGAGAUUGUAGUUCCUGAAAAGGAACCCAUUAAGGCACCCAGCGGUUCUAAACCUGCUCCGAACCUGCUAACUAAAGUGCCGAAAAUGCAAAAUCCUUUGCAAGAAGUUUUCUCAGGACUGGAUCCCAAACAAAUUAUCACCGGAUUAAAGGCCAUCAAACAGUCUUCCUUCUUCAAUCUUGUAGACGAGUAUCAAAAGCAAAUUGACAACCUUAAUCAAGCAUUGAAAAAUAAGCAGAGCUGGUGGAAAGAGGUAAUGAAUAGAGGCAAAGCUCCCAUGAGGACACCAUCGAAAAGGAAUAUUAUGAUGAAUAAUCCACCAACUGGACCUGCCUUGCCUGUGCCUUUUCCCGAGGUUCUGGUCAAUCAGGCUCCAUUGGGUGGUAAUAAUGUCAUCGGAAACAUGGCCUCCCAAAUGAACUUGUCACCUUUAGAAAUGGCUCAAAGAAUAGUAGGAGCUGGUCAAAACGCUGCACAUAAUCCAGGCAAUGGACAAGUUAGAUUCAUGCCAAUUAUAAAUCCUUUAAAAGCAAGUCAGAUCGGAAGUAACUUCAAAAAAGUACCAGAAGUUCCAGGUUCAAUAAGUCAACAAUGGCAGGAGGAGCAGGGGAUAUCCCCAGUGCUAGACAAGAUCCUGGAACGCUUGGAGACCAUUCAGGCAACCAAAUGUAAUAAAACAGCGGUAGAGGAGGAGGAGAAGAAUCUGCCCUGCUGCUUUGUGGAUCCAGCUGAUGGUUCCCCUUGUGACCUGAACGGCUCCUGGGAAUCCCUAGUCCUGGGAAUUCGCAUAAAUAUCCGUUCACCACCCAUGAAUAAUGGAGAGGCACAUGAUAAGCCCACCUGUUCUCAACAUAAAAAUCGUAACCAUCGUCGAAGGUUUGUACGGCAGUGCGUCAAGAUGAACAAGACCCAGUUGAAGGAGAUGUCCGAUACCAAAAAUUCCAGUUACCAAGGAAUUACGCUUAAUAUUACAGUACAAGAGACAGUGCCACCGAGAGCCCAUGAUCUUCUGGAUAACCUCACCGAUUGGUAUUUCUCUGGUCAUACCCUAAUGAUACUCGGUGGACCACUUUCGCUCUCCUUCCGCAAGGCAAACUCCAACCUGAUUGGACACUUCGUUGGCUACUGUCGCACCUGCGGCUGUGUGGACACCAUUUUUGGUUCUUGGAGUUUUUGUCAGCCUUCAAGGGAUUGCCAAGAUAUUUGUAUGUCGAUUGUGGAUAGACGGGACAUGUUGCGAAGAUAUAGUAUGGAUGAGCGACGAAAGAAUCGGUUCAAGGAGCAGCUCUACAUGGGCAGCAAGUUUGCUAAGAAUGAAAAGCAGCAGUUGGUGGUGGAACAGGCAAAAUUUAACAAGCAAAGGUCACAGGAUUCCCAAAAUCCUAAUUAUGGCAAAACUUGAUUUUAAAGUUGGUUUUUAUUUUUGUUAUUUACUUUCCUUUUUUUUGAAACAAUUUUAUGUUGUA